Messenger RNA from Habropoda laboriosa, 1020 nucleotides. It is a transcript of the gene Ubc2, whose product is annotated as ubiquitin-conjugating enzyme E2-24 kDa. The coding region runs from base 401 to 961 and encodes 186 amino acids. Gene Ontology annotation, biological process: protein polyubiquitination. The record is from RefSeq and is a predicted model, not a curated record. Gene Ontology annotation, cellular component: nucleus. NCBI's taxonomy places the organism in Eukaryota, Metazoa, Arthropoda, Insecta, Hymenoptera, Apidae. Gene Ontology annotation, molecular function: ubiquitin conjugating enzyme activity. The transcript has 7 exons.
GCCGCGGCGGCGAUAGAGUCAACAUCCGGCGACGCAGAGAUGCGCACGUUUCGGCGCUCGCCGAGGGAAAAGAGACGCCGCGAUCGUGACUUCGGGACAUGAGAGCGACGAUGAAGCCCGCCAGCCUGCACAGCAGCACCUGAGAAGCACAUUCGCUUCCAACACUACGUCCUACAAGAGAUUCGGCCGGUUUAUUUAGGAUUUACAUAGGUUCGAUCUUCGCUCCUAAAGUUCAUCCUCAAACGAUUGAGAGGCUAUCCUUUCUACCAACGAGGACAGAAUUGUUAAUCAUUCAUUGAUUUUUGGUGUGGGGACAUUACCGUUAAUACUAAGAGCAUUCAUCUUUCUUGUGUUUUGCCCUAAGAGGUUCUCGACAUCCCUAGUUCAGGACACGAGAACCAUGUCAUCAGGCGCAGGUUCCAGUGGAACUGGCCGGGGGCGUGGUUCAUCACUGGCAGACAAUAAGCCAGAGAGCAAGGAAGCGAAGCCAAAUCCAAAGAUGUCUAAAGCUUUAGGAACAUCCGCCAAAAGGAUACAAAAAGAAUUGGCAGAAAUCACAUUAGACCCACCACCAAAUUGCAGUGCAGGACCUAAAGGAGAUAAUUUAUAUGAAUGGGUAUCAACAAUACUUGGACCUCCUGGUUCAGUUUAUGAAGGAGGAGUAUUUUUCUUAGAUAUACAUUUUUCUCCGGAAUAUCCUUUUAAACCUCCAAAGGUUACAUUCCGAACGCGCAUCUAUCACUGUAACAUCAAUAGUCAGGGUGUAAUUUGUUUGGAUAUAUUAAAGGAUAAUUGGUCGCCUGCCCUUACUAUUUCGAAGGUUUUAUUGUCCAUCUGUUCUCUUUUAACAGACUGCAAUCCAGCGGAUCCUUUAGUUGGAAGUAUAGCAACGCAGUAUCUACAAAAUAGAGAAGAGCACGAUCGUAUAGCACGGCUUUGGACUAAGCGUUAUGCUACAUGAAUAACUUUCUGAAAAAAGCUAUCCUCCUCGUUUCUUCAAACCGAAGAACGGCCACUUAA